UUCCGGGGACUGUUGACGGUGUGACCCCAGCGGUGAGCAGACAGGAGCUGUUAGCAUCUCCCAGCUGCAUCUUUGAACACAUCUUUAUCCUGUAAAGCAGUCAGUCUGUCUUUUCUUCGUAAAUGAGCGGGGAUGAGUGGAGAUGACGGCAUCGGCAGCCAAAGGAGAGUCGCGUAUGUUUACAGCGCUGAGCUCCUGGAAACUUGCGAUACUUUGUCCAAAGUACCGAAACGGGCCAGCAUGGUGCACUCGCUCAUCGAAGCCUACGGCCUGCUGGACCACAUGAGUACUGUGAAACCCCGUGUCGCCACCAUGGAGGAAAUGUCGAAGUUCCACACAGACUCUUAUCUGGAGCAUCUUCAUAAGAUCAGCCAGGAUGGGGACAACGACGACCCCCAGUCUGUUGACUUUGGACUGGGCUAUGACUGUCCCGUCACAGAGGGCAUUUUUGACUACGCAGCUUCAGUAGGGGGCGCUACACUAACAGCAGCGCAGUGUUUGUUAGACCAGAAAUGUGACGUGGCCAUCAACUGGGCAGGAGGGUGGCAUCACGCUAAAAAAGACGAGGCUUCAGGUUUCUGCUAUGUGAACGAUGCCGUGUUGGGAAUCCUCAAGCUCAGAGAGAAAUAUGAACGAGUGCUUUACAUCGAUGUUGACUUGCAUCACGGAGAUGGUGUUGAAGAGGCUUUCAGUUUCACCUCCAAAGUUAUGACCGUUUCUCUGCACAAGUUUUCUCCUGGAUUCUUCCCUGGUACAGGUGACCUUUGUGACACGGGGCUGGGUAAAGGUCGCUGGUACGCGGUCAACGUUCCUCUUGAGGACGGUAUCAAGGACGACAGAUACUACCAAGUUUUCACCAGCGUCCUGCAGGAGGUUCGAGCACAGUUUAACCCAGAGGCGCUGGUAAUGCAGCUGGGCGCUGACACCAUGGCAGGUGACCCCAUGUGCUCCUUCAACAUGACCCCAGUGGGGGUGGGCAGAUGUCUCCAGUACGUGCUGCAGUGGCAGCUACCCACUCUUCUGCUGGGAGGAGGAGGUUACAAUCUUGCUAAUACGGCCCGCUGUUGGACGUACCUGACGGCAGAAGUGCUGGGAAAGACUCUGUCCUCAGAAAUACCUGACCACGAGUUUUUUACAGAAUACGGACCAGACUACACCCUGGAAAUCAGUCCAAGCUGUAGACCAGACCGCAACGACAGUAAGCACCUGGAGCAGGUCACCAGAACCAUCAGAGGGAAUUUGAAGAAUGUUGUUUAGGACCCGGC
Oryzias melastigma (Indian medaka) is the source of this 1265-nucleotide messenger RNA. It is a transcript of the gene hdac8, whose product is annotated as histone deacetylase 8. Gene Ontology annotation, molecular function: histone deacetylase activity. NCBI's taxonomy places the organism in Eukaryota, Metazoa, Chordata, Actinopteri, Beloniformes, Adrianichthyidae. The record is from RefSeq and is a predicted model, not a curated record.